Rubroshorea leprosula is the source of this 1751-nucleotide messenger RNA. Lineage: Eukaryota; Viridiplantae; Streptophyta; Magnoliopsida; Malvales; Dipterocarpaceae. The record is from the annotation of a GenBank genome assembly.
ACGACACCAGAGCCAAAGGACGGAGCUCAGCCACCUUCACUCUUACUUCUAGACUCUCCUUCAACAGUAUUUCAUUCUCUUCGUCUUCCUUCAAAUCUCUUUGAACAAACCGAAUUACACGUGAUUCGAAGCAACUCUCACCAAAUCAAAUCUCCAUAUCUUGAAGAAACUUCUCGAUGCCUUCGAUUCUGAAUUCGCGUGAAUUUCACUGAAAUUUGAAGCAGAUUUCAAUCUCUAUAGCUGAAAACGUGCUUUCUGACAUCUUAAUUUACUUUCUCCAUCCUCAAAUCUCGAGUCAACGGUUAAGAAUCCAUAGCUGAGAGCAGAAGGAAUACAGAGAGCUGUCAAUAAAUUCAAGCUUUUCGCGUGAGAUUUUGAUUUUUCGUUUGAAUUUGACGAUGAAACCCUAAAAAUGGUGGAGAAGUUGAAGUGAGGAUGAGAGAGGUGAAGAGGAAGGCGAUUCAGCUGAAACCAUCGUACAAAUGGAAGAGGAAGGCGUUGGCAUUACUACUGGUGGCCUUCUGUGUCGCGAGCUUGGUGUUGAUGGAGACGCAGUACACGCAGAUCGUGUCGCUUUCUGCUCUGCACCACCGUUUCGUUGCGAAGAAGAAGAUAGCAUUUCUUUUCAUCGCGCGAAAUCGGCUUCCUCUCGAAAUGGUUUGGGAUGCAUUUUUUAAGGGAGAAAACAGAUUUUCAAUUUACGUUCACUCUAGGCCUGGAUUUAUAUUCAACAAGGCAACCACAAGAUCUGUAAAUUUUUUAAAUCGUCAAGUUAAUGAUAGCAUACAGGCAAACUGGGGAGAAGCAAGCAUGAUUGAGGCGGAGCGUAUAUUGCUUAGACACGCAUUGACGGAUCCUUUAAAUGAACGCUUUGUUUUUCUUUCAGACAGCUGCAUACCUCUUUACAACUUCAGUUACACAUAUAACUAUAUUAUGUCAACAUCAACUAGUUUCGUAGACAGCUUUGCUGAUACAAAGGAAGGCCGCUACAAUCCAAAGAUGUUUCCUGUUAUUCCUGUUCAUAACUGGAGAAAAGGAUCUCAGUGGGUUGUUCUGACCAAAAAGCAUGCAGAGGUUGUUGUAAAUGACACUACUGUCUUUGCCAUGUUUCAACAGCAUUGCAAGAGGAGAUCACUACCUGAGUUUUGGCGAGAUCGUUCUUUUCCAGUUGAUCCAGCCAAGGAGCACAAUUGUAUACCAGAUGAACAUUAUGUUCAGACACUGCUGGCUCAAGAAGAUCUUGAAGGAGAAGUUACGCGAAGAUCAUUGACUUAUUCUGCAUGGGAUCUUUCAGCCUCUAAAGAUCGUGAACGCCGUGGCUGGCAUCCAGUGACUUAUAAGUUUUCUGAUGCCACUCCCAUGCUUAUUAAAUCUAUAAAGGAAAUUGAUAAUAUUUAUUAUGAGACAGAAUACAGAAGAGAAUGGUGUACCAGCAAGGGGAAACCAGCUCCUUGCUUUCUUUUUGCCAGAAAAUUCACCAGACCUGCUGCUCUUCACCUUCUGGAUAUGUCUGUUCUGGGGGUUCAAAAUGAAGCUAAAAGUGAAUCGUAGCCAUUGCAAGUGGAUUUCGAUAGUCAUUCUAACAUGGGUAGUUUGUUACACUUAAAGCUGUUGUAUUAUGCCAAAAGAAAUAAUGAUUCUGUAGAUUAGGUGGAAAGGUAUGAAUACAUACUGUACGAUUCAGUAUAUUUUCUCAUUUUUUUGGAAUAAUAUCAGAAUAAGGUGAAAAGUAAUAAAAUAUGAUGGUUUUC